Messenger RNA from Knipowitschia caucasica, 201 nucleotides. The record is from the annotation of a GenBank genome assembly. NCBI's taxonomy places the organism in Eukaryota, Metazoa, Chordata, Actinopteri, Gobiiformes, Gobiidae.
AUGACGCAAAGUCUGGUUAAAGACGGCCGCACAGAAGACGGUUUUGGAGUCCAGUUUGGAGUGAACCAUCUGGGACACUUCCUGCUGACAAACCUGCUCUUGGACAAACUGAAGCAGAGUCCCAGCGCCCGCAUCAUCACUGUGUCCUCUAUGGCCCACCGCUGGGGACACGUGGACUUCCAGGUGAGACCCAGACCCUGA